Ahaetulla prasina is the source of this 12871-nucleotide messenger RNA. RefSeq names its product golgin B1 (gene GOLGB1). NCBI's taxonomy places the organism in Eukaryota, Metazoa, Chordata, Lepidosauria, Squamata, Colubridae. Gene Ontology annotation, molecular function: protein binding. The record is from RefSeq and is a predicted model, not a curated record. The transcript has 34 exons. The coding region runs from base 450 to 11198 and encodes 3582 amino acids. Gene Ontology annotation, cellular component: Golgi apparatus; endoplasmic reticulum-Golgi intermediate compartment; membrane.
GGACGCUUCCGGUGCUGAUGUGGCCGGAACCCGGCGGCGCAUCGGAGCGGUGAGUCUCGCCCGGGGUCGCCGCUUCUCUCCGCCUCAAAUCUCCCCCUUCAAGGCUGUGGGCUCAGGAGCAGCUGCCGGGGCCGCACCGGUUGGACUCCGGCCUGCUUCGCCCUGGAAGAGCUCGGGGCGCCCUGCCGGCCUGGGGACCCAGAGGGCGCUGCAGGCCGAGAGAGACCCAACCGGUGCGGCAUCGGCCUCCCGACCUGCAGAAACACUAACGGCCAAAGCAGCUGAGUGCCCACCAAGGAAGAAACCAACGGGCACCUCAGCAGCCUAUCGGAGACCCCGGCGGCUUGCAAGCCGUGACUCCUUUUUUCUCUGGACCUUCUGUGCUCCUUUUAUGCUCCAGCCGACCGCCUCUUUUUCCCCCUGUGCCGCUGGUUGCCUGGAGGGUGAAGAUGCUCAGCCGUUUGUCGGGGCUGGCCAGCACUGUCCUGCACGAACUCUCAGGGGAAGGGGAAGAUGCCGGGACGGCACCGUCAGCCGCCGGACCGGAGUUUGAAUCCAGCCAGCAGAACGGGGAGGAGACCCCAGAAGACGUGCUGGAGCGGCUGGCCCAGAUGGAGAAGCUGGUGGCGCAGCUGAAGACCCUGGUGCGGGAGAAGGACACUCAGCUCCAUCAGAAGGAGGCUAUGCUUCAGGAGGAGAGGCAGGCGGCUGAUGCGAAACUGCUGAAGCUGAAGCUGCAGGCAAAAGUGAAGGUGGCCAACCUGAACAAGCGCAUCGAGGAGCUGACGGCCCAGGGAGGGGCAGCGCCUACCGAAGGACAUACGGAAGGGCCCCCGCCUCCUGUCCAGGGUGACCAUGGCCGAAGCAACAGGACGGUGGACGAGACGGGCGUACUCAGGAGGCAGCUUCAGGAGCAGGAAGAAACGGUGACGGAACUCCGAGGGCAGCUGGAGGAAGCGACGGGAAAACUCGGAGAUGCCCAGGCCCAGAUCAGCUCCCUUCAAAGGGAAGUGCUGGAGAAAGAGUCACUCCGCGAAGAACAGGCUCUCCAGCAUCAGGCAGAAAUCCACCAGGUGGAGGCCUGGUCGGCCCGCGAAGCAGAAAUGCAGCAGAAUCUGAGGCAGCUGCAGCGAAAGGUGGAGGAACAGGAGGAGGCUUUGCUGGGCCGGACACAAGUGAUCGAAUUGCUGCAGCAGGAACUGAACAGCUCUCAGGAAGAAAAGCAGAAACUCCUGGAGAAGUUGCGAAAAACAGAGUCAGAGCUGGACACCUCUAGAAGCACUCUGACUUCUGCCCAGGAAGAAUCCCGAAACCUGGUCAAGAGGCUGGAGCUGGAGCUGGCCGAGCAGAAGACGGCUUUCCAGCGGAGCCAGGAGGAGGUCCAAGAGCUGAGCCAAGAGCUGGCCCGGGCGGCAGCGGCCCAGGCUAAGCGAGAGCAGGAGAGGCAGGCCGAGGAGGCCAGGCACGCCCUGGAGGUGGCCGAGAAGAACCAGGAGAUGGUCGAGCUCCAGAAAGCAGAGCAGGACCUCCAUGCCAGUUACGAGGCUGUCCAAGAGGAGAACGCCCGGCUGCGGCAGAAAGCGGAUGUGCCACCGGAGAGCCCGCCUGACGACGCUUCUGCCAUGCAAGGCGAGACCCCCGAAAGACCCCUGGAGCUCGGCUUGUCUCAGCCAGAAGUGGAAACAGCUGCUGUCCCGUCUCCUCCCCUGAACCAGUCCAGCGCAGGCCGGACCCUGGAGGAGCCCCUGCCGGCCCAACCGGACGGACAGCCUGAUCUGCAGGAAUCGUUUGCUGAGGGGAAGCAGCGCGAUCUGUCCAUCCUGCUUCUGGAGCUACAGGAGGCCCAGGAAGAGAUCGCUUUCCUCAAGGGGCAGCUUCCCCUCUCCAGCAGCCUGGAGGCCGAAGCAGGAUGUCCCCAGGGGAGCGACGGCGAGAGAGAGGGAGAAGGGGCCGUGGCCAUCCAGAGUGACUCGAGCAGCAGCUCCCUGGUCACUGUAGACAUCCAGGACUCUCCUUCUGUCCUGGGGCUGCUUUUGGGACCAGAGGAGAAUGAAACAACUCAGGGACCAUCUCCAGACUCUGAGCUGCAGUUGCAGAAGAUAGCCAGAUUGGAGCUGGAAGUCGCUGAACUGCAAAGAAAGCAGCAGGAAGCCGUGGAAACCCACCAGAGAAUCUUGGAGAAGAAAAGCACAGAAAUUGCCCAGCUUCAAGAACAAGUGGAGGGCACAGCCAGGGCUGCGGAGACCCUGGACGCAGAGCAGGACCAGCUCUUGUCCCGCCUGAAGGAACUCUGCUUCCUCGCAGAGCUGAAAGCUCAGCCAGAAAGCAGCCCUGCUCAUCCAGAGCUGCAGCCGCAGCUUCCCAACUACGAAACUGGAAUCUCUCACCUGGGUUUGUUGAAGGAACAGAUUCAGAGCCUGAGGAACGAGGCCCAAUCCAAGGACGUGAAAAUCGUCGCUCUGCAGAAUGACCUGGAUGAAGCCCAGCGUCAAAUCUCGGAGCAAGAGAUGGUGGGGAGGAACCUUCUCAGCCAGCUCCAGAAGGAGCAGCAGAACGCCCAAGCCCUGGCUGUACAGGUCCAGGAGGUUUCCAUGGAGGCCGAAGAGCAAUCCCAGGCCCUGGCCUUGAAGGAGCUGGAAGCCACCAAGCUGGCGGCGCUCCUCUCGGAAAACUCCCUGGAGGUGGAGAGGCUCCAGCAGGAAGUGUUGGAGCGAGAACGGAGGAUGGCCGAAGUCAGCGUGGGCAUGUCCGACCGGAUGGUGCAACUCAACGAGGAGAAGUUCGUGCUGGGGAAAGAGCUGAAGAGCGCGAUGGAGCAGCUGAGCGUCUUGCAGCAAGGGAAGGAGACCAGAGAGCAGGCGGUGGAGACGGAGGACAGCCGGCCGCUGACGGAGGAGUUGCCCACUGGUGAAGUAGCAGAAGUUCUAAGGAAGGAGAACGAACUCAUGAGGAAGAAGCUGCAGGCUGCUCUUCUCAGCAGGAAGGAGCUGCUCGGCAGGGUUCGCCAGCUGGAGCAGGAAGGAAAAGGAGGGGAAGAGCUUCCAGCUGAGAGCCAGGAGCGGGUGGCUCAGGAGAACGAAGGAGUUGGGCAUCCCUCUGAGAGCCAUAGCGGCCAAGGACAUCCCGUAAGGCGGGGCAGGGCUGCCUCCCUGAACCAGCUGCCCUCUGCAAAGGAAGCCACGUCGCAGGUCACCCCUGAGGAAGAAGAAUGCACAUGGCCACGGACCGUGAUUGCAGAGUUACAGCAAAGCCUACAGGAGAAGGACCUUCAGAUCAACGCCCUGCAGGCUGAGCUCAAAGACUGCAAGUUGUCCCCCGAGAAACGGAGUCCGGCGGAUCAGAAUUUGGAGGGGUCCAGCUCAGAAGACUCUGGGGCGGGAGGGUCAAGCAGCAACGCUGACUUUGGCCCGGAAGGAGGAAAUAAGACCUUCCAAGAAGAGUUCUCGGCGCUGGUCCAGGAGAAAGAAGAGCUCCAGAAGAAGCUGCAGGAAGCUUUGGUCUCGCGGAAGGAGACCAUCAAGAAAGCCAAGGAGAAGGAACGUCAUUAUCGCGAGCUGCUAAAGCAGCAGAAGGAUGACUACAAGUUGCUACAAGAGCAGUUUGAGCAGGAAAGCAGGGAGAAGGAGAAUCUGCAGGACCAGCUCCAGACGUUCUCCAAGGCCCUGGAGAGCUCCCCUCCUCAGAAAUCUGCUGGAGAUGUUUCUUCUGAAGGUCCAGCAUUAGGGCUUGUACAGGAGUUUGGCCAGGAGGUCAUUGAAGGACGCGCUUCCUUGGCAACCGAAGACUCAGUUGUGGGCCAGCUGAAGGCCGACUUUGAGAAGCUUCAGGCGGAGAAGAGAGAACUGGAAGCCCACCUCACGCGUCUGGAAGGUGAACUGGACGUCAAGUCUGAGAAGGCUCAACUCCUCCAGGAAAAGGUUGAGCAACUUCUUGCCGAAGUGGAGAUGGCCAAAGCUGCCUGCAGUCAGGCAGAAGCCAGCAUGGAAAGCCUGAAGCUGGAGUUGCAGGAGAGCCAGGAAGAAAUCGCCAGGCAGGAGAAGCUGAGAUGCCACCAAGAGGAGAAAGAACUCCACAGCAGAGAAGAAAUCCAAGGCCUUCACUCCCAGUUAGCAGAUAAAAACGAGUCCCUGGGUGGCCUCCAAGCAGAGUUGCAAGAGAAGGAGAACAGGAUCCAAGCUUUGCAGGGACAGUUGGACCAAGCCCAGCAGCUGCAGGCCGAGCUGCAGGUGAAAUCGGCAGAGACCCAAUCCAUAGCCCAGCUCCAGAGAAAGCUGCAGGCAGCCCUCAUCUCCAGGAAGGAAGCCCUGAAAGAGAGCAAGAGGCUGAAGGACGAGUUGUCCGGCACCAAGGCCGCUCUGGAAAGCACCGCUCUCCAUCUCCAAGAGGUAGAGCUUCAGGCGUCUGAGCUGAACAAGGAGAAGGGGGUCCUGUUGGAGAGACUGGCGACCCUCAAGGAGGAACGGGACAAACUCAUUUCCGCGGUGGACAACGCCUUGGUGGAAAACCAGAACGUGACUGGUUCCUGCGAGAGUCUGAAGUUGGCGCUGGAAGGGGUGACUCGGGAGAAGACAAGACUGGAGGAGGAAAUGGACUCGCUGAAGGAGAGUCAGGCCCAGGAGCUCUCUGAGUGGCGGAGGAAACACGAGGAGCUGCAGAAGGAGUACGAGACGCUCCUGCAGUCGUAUGAGAACAUCAGUGAUGAGGCCGAGCGGAUCCAGCGGGUGAUGGAGAGCGUCCGGCAGGAGAAGCAGGACCUCUUCCUCAGACUAAAAGAGGUGGAAGCCGAGAAGAAGGAAGGGGAAGAUCGCCUGCAGGGAGCCGAACAGGAGAUGGAAGGCAUGAGGGAGAAGAUGAGGAAGUUUGCCAAGUCCAAGCAACAGAAGAUCAUGGAACUGGAGGAAGAGAACGAGCAGCUGAGAUUGGAAAUCCAUCCCGGGGAUGGUAGACAGGGUGGGACCAGUUCUGCUCUUCGAGAAGAGCUGGAGACCUCCAAGAAGCAUUGCCAGGCUCUUUCUGACGAGAUGAAAGCGCUGGUCGCCGAAAAGGACCUCUUGAAGCAGGAAAUCCAAGACUUGAGGCAGACUAUGCAAAACAAGGAAGAUCAGAGCGGCACCCAAGAGGAGAUGGUGGCCAGAAGCAAGGUAGCCAGUUCCACCAUGAUGUCAUCUUCAGAGGAGGUGGCUGAGGAAGGAGGAGAUCCAGACACGGGUUCUGAAGUUCUCACCACCGUCACUCCAAGCCUUCAGGACAAGAAGGAAGAGCUUAGCACAGCUGGCUCCUUGUGUGAUGAAAGAGUUGGGGAUAGUCAACAAGUAGCAGAGCUCCAGGAACAAAUAGCGGCACUAGAAGAUAAGAGGAAGAUGGCGGUAGAGGAAAUGAAUAAGACCCAUGGGGAUUUGGAGGUCCUGAAGGAAGAGAAGAGCCACCUGGAGGACUUACUGGCUGUGAAAGGCCAGGAAUUGGAAGCUCUCCAAGAAAAGGUCAUCAAGAUGGAGGAAGCUUGUGGGCAAACCAAGGAACAGCUGGCUGAGGCACUGACGUUGAAAGAAGCUUUGGAAACCGAGAAGGAUGACCUUGAAGAGAGGCUGAUGAACCAGUUGGCCGAGUUGAACGGGAGCAUUGGGAACUACCAGCAGGACAUGGCCAACCUGGAGAGCAAGAACCAGCAGCUCUUCAGUGAGGUGGAAGAUCUUCAGGGGGCCCUGAGCCGCCUGGAAGACGAGAAGCGGCAUCUGUUGAGGGAGAAGCUUGAUGUGGAAGCCGAGAAGAAAGAGAACGUGGAAAAAGUCAAGAGCGCCUGGAAGGAAGACAACGGCCGGGCUCAGACUAGAGAACUUCAGGAAUUGUUGAAAGAGAAACAGCAAGAAGUGAGGCAGCUGCAGAGAGAUUGCAUUAAAAGCCAGGAGAAGAUCAGUGGCUUGGAGAGAACUAUCAAGGCCCUGGAGUUCGUCCAGAGUGAGUCCAAGAAAGAGCUGGAGACCGCCAAGAAGGGCAUGGUGGAGGCAGAGGAGAAGACCAAGAAAGUCCAGGCUGAGUUGGCUUCCUGCAGGGUCUUGCUGGACGAUACUCAGAGCGAAGCUGCCCGAGUCGUGGCGGAGAGCCUGAAGGUGAAAGAGGAGCUUCAGGCCACCCAGGCUAAGGUCAGAAGUCAGCUGAGUCAAAAAGAGAAGGAGCUGGAGAGACACAUGGAACAGGAGAAGGCCAAGCACCUGAAGGAGAUCAGAAACAUGGACGAGAGGUUGGAGGCCUUGCGGAAAAAGCAGGUGUUUGCGGAGGAGUCGGCACGAGACCUCCAGGUGUCCCUGCGCCAAAAGGACCAAGAAGCCAAACAGCUUCAGGGCAGCCUGAACCACACCUUAGCUCAGCUGGCAGCCUUCACCAGAAGCAUGUCCUCCCUGCAGGACGACAGGGACCGGGUGAUAGACGAGUCCAGGCAGUGGGAGAAGAAGUUCAGUGAGGCCAUUGAGAAGAAGGAGCAGGAACUCUCUGCCCGAGAAGAGGCCUGCGCUGCCUUGCAAGACCAGGCCAAGAAGAUGGCUCUCCAGGUGGAAGACCUCCAAGGCCUCGUGGCCAGCUUGGAACGCAGCCAGUCGGCCCAAGAGAUUCAUGCCCAGGAGGAGCUCCAGCAUCAUCGAGAAGAGGUCGGGUUGCUCCAGGAGGAGAAGCAUAGACUUGGACUUCAACUGGAAGAGGUCCAGCGGUUACUGAGCCACUCCCAGAGCCAGGUUCUCCAGCAAGGAGGAGAACUUGGCUCUCUGAGACAGCACCUUGCCGAUCUGCAGGCCUCCUUCGAAGACUGCGACCGGGGACGUCUUGAGAGGUCAGAGACGGUGAAGAGCCACGAGGCCAGCCUUCGGGAUUGCAGGUUGAGUCUGGAGCAGCUGGAGGCUGAUCUGCGGGCUUCCAAGGAGCUGACGGAGAGACUCCACAACGAGGUGAGCGACAAGGAGCAGAAGAUCGUUGGCCUUGUGGCUGCCAAGGAAGAGGCCGUAGCCGAAGCCCUCUUAGAAAUCCAAGAGCAGCACAAGGAAGACCUGAAGGAGUUGGAGAACCAGAUGGCCAAGGCUGAAGCUCAGAAGGUGGCCUUGGAGGCUGAUAAGGCAAAAGCUCAGGAGAAAGUGAACGGUCUCAUGGAGAAGUUGAAAAACAUCUACGAAGAGAGCAAGCAGCACAAAGCUCAGCUAGAUUCCUUCACCAAAUCCAUGUCUUCCCUGCAAGAUGACCGGGAUAGAGUCCUGGAAGACUAUCGGCAGCUGGAACAACGUCACCUGGCCGCCAUCUUAGAGAAGGAUCAGCUCAUCCAGGAAGCGGCCUCGGAGAACAAUUCCUUGAAGGAGCAACUUCGGAGCCUCCAUGCUCAGGUAGACGACUUGCACGCAGAGAACGCCAAGUUGGAUGCCGAACUGGUACGGUAUCGCGAAGACCUGAAUCAAGUCAUCUCCAUCAAGGACACUCAGCAGAAGCAGCUGCUGAAAACCCAGAUUGACCGGAUCCAGGCUCUGGAGAAGGAGAAGGUGAGUGUGGAAGGCCAACUGCGAGAGUCUGAACUUAGUUUGGCCAACCUACAACGAAGCGUGGAGGCCCUGCAUCUGGAGAAGCAGAAUCUGGACCAGGAGGUCAAGGCUCUCAAGUCUUCCCUCUCCCAGUUGCAGGAUGAGAUGGUGGUUCUGCGGGAAGGGGGUGCCAUGCUGGAGCUGCAGUUGCAGCUGCAAGAGAAGGUGGAUGAAAUCCAGAGUUUGGGCGGGCAGCUGUCGCUGGCGAAUCAGCAGGUGGCGGGCCUUGAAGAGGAGCUGGCUCGCCUUCAUCAGAGGUUGCAGGACGCAGAAGCCAAGAUGAAGAAAGAGCUCAAGAGCUUCCAUCACGACACUGGACUCCUGCGGAAUGAGACCGAGACAGCCGAGGAACGGGUGGCGGAGCUGGCCAAGGACCUCCUGCAGAUGGAGCAGAACCUCCUUGUGGUCACGGAGGAGAACCAGGAUUUGAAGGCCCAAAUCCAGUCGUUUAAGAAAGCCAUGAGUUCUCUCCAAGACAGUUGGGAUCAGUCUCACGAAGAACGGCGGGCCCUGGAGAAGAAAUAUGCUACAGAGCUGGAAGAGCAGAAGCAGCUGUUCCAAAGCCUCCAUCAGGAGAAGCUCCAUGCUCAGGAGACGCAAGCAACCCUGGAGAAGCAGAGGGACAGCCUGACCUCCGAACUCGCCGCUCUCCGAGACUCAGCGGAAGAGAAGGGCUUCUCGGAGAAGCUGGAGAAACUCAACCAGCAGCUCCAAUCCAAGGACUCGCAGCUUGCUCGCCUCUCGUCGGAGCUGGAAAAGGCCUCUGGCCAAGUGAAGGCCUUCUCCCAGGCCAUGGGCAGCCUGCAGGCUGAGCGAGACCGUCUGCUGAGCGAGCUGGACAAAACCUGCAAGACGGAGGAAGUGAAGCUACAGUCGGCCGCCAACGCGUCUUCCAGCCUUGCCGAAACGUCGAGCCUCAAGAAGGCGCUUUCGUCCCUGCAGAACGACCGAGACCGGUUGCUGGUGGAGCUGAAGAACCUGCAGCAGCAGUACCUCCAGGUUGGGGUGGACACGGCCGAGAUCACCCGCUUGAAGGCCCAGCUCCAGCAGAAGCAGCAGGAGAUGGAACAGCAGCGGGAGCUUUUCCAGGAGAAGCUGAAGCAGGAGAGGACCUCCGUGGAGCUGGAGCUCCAGCAACUCAGGGAAGAAAAGGCAGGCUGGGAGCAGGGCAGGCGGCCGAGUUCACCCAGCACCCAGGUGGCAGAGAAGCAGAGAAAGGAGGGGUCUUCGGGGACGACCAACUCCGGCAGAGACACAUCUGGCCAGAUGGCAUCCAUGGAGGACCUCCAAGUCCAGCUUGGGAACAGCUUGAAGCACCUUCAUCAGAAGGAGCUACGCAUCCAGCAGCUGAACAGCAAGCUCUCACAGGUCUUUGAGGAGAAGAACGCGCUCACCCUCCAACUCCGGGGAAGCAGCCGCAGCCUCCGCGAGAGCCACCAGCAACACAACGAGGCUCUGUCCCGUUGUGCAGCUCUCGAAAAGCAGCUGCAGGAAUGGCAGGGUCCGGCGAAGACCGUGGGACCCCUCCUGACCGAUGCUGCCCCUGGGGCCCCCCAGGAAAAAGACGCGACCAACGCACGGGAGCUGCAGGAACUUCAGACGCAGCUCUCGGAGGCCAAGCACCAGCAAAGCCUGGCUAGGCAGGACCUGACCCAGCUUCAGCAGCUGCUGCAGGAGGAGCAGGAGAGGCGCCUGGCCGCCGAGGAGGCUUGCUCUGCAGCCCAGGAGCAGAUGCGCAGGUUGGAGUCCGAGGAGUAUGCGCAGUCUCUGGAGACCAGCAUUGCCAUGUCUCCCAGCCCUGAACACGCCCUGCUGCUGGGGUCUGCAGAGAGCUCUUUCAGCAAGAUGUGGAAAGCCGUGGUGGGCCACAAUGUGGCUGCAAAGGUGGAGACCGAAGGAGAUGACUGGGACACCGACCCAGAUUUUGUGAAUGACAUUUCGGAGAAGGAGCAGAGGUGGGGGGCGAAGACAAUUGAAGGCUCUGGCCGUGCAGAACACAUCAACAUCCACCAGCUCAGAAGCAAGGUAUCUGAGGAACAUGAAGUUCUCAAGAAGAAGGAGCUGGAGACAGCACCCAAAGCUUCCUAUGGCUACGGGGGCAAGUUCGGAACCGAGAAGGACCGUAUGGACAAGAGUGCCCUGGGCCACGAGUAUGUUGCCGAGGUCGGCAUGCACUCUUCCCAGACGGACGCAGCCAAGGGCUUUGGUGGAAAGUACGGCAUUCAGAAGGACCGAGCAGAUAAGUCUGCGCUUGGGUUUGACUACAAGGGAGAGGUAGAAAUACACACCUCCCAAAAAGACUAUGCUGUUGGGUUUGGCGGGAAGUAUGGCGUGCAGAAGGACCGUCAAGACAAGUCCGCCCUGGGUUGGUCCCACAAGGAAGAAGUCAAGCCCCAUGAAUCUCAAACAGACCAUGCUGUUGGAUUUGGUGGGAAGUAUGGUGUGCAGAAGGACCGCCAAGACAAGUCUGCCUUGGGAUGGGCCCACAAGGAGGAGGUGAAGCCCCAUGAAUCCCAGACAGAUCAUGCCAUUGGAUUUGGUGGGAAGUAUGGCGUGCAGAAGGACCGUCAAGACAAGUCUGCCCUGGGUUGGUCCCACAAGGAAGAAGUCAAGCCCCAUGAAUCCCAGACAGACCACGCUGUUGGAUUUGGUGGGAAAUAUGGUGUGCAGAAGGACCGCCAAGACAAGUCUGCCUUGGGAUGGGCCCAUAAGGAGGAGGUGAAGCCCCAUGAAUCCCAGACAGAUCAUUCUCAAGGCUUUGGAGGCCGUUAUGGGGUGCAGAAAGACAGAGUGGACAAGAGUGCUGCUGGUUUUGGUGAAAUGGAAGCUCCCAUUUCUUCAUAUCAGAAGACAAAACCUGUAGAAGCUGCUUCUGCUGGGAUGGGUAACUUGAGACAACGUUUUGAAAACAUGGCCAAGACUGCAGAGGAAGAGAACAAGAAGAAGGCAGAAGAGGAACGAACCCGUCGCCAGGCCCGGGAACUUCAGGAAACGCAAGAGAAGUCAAAGGGAAUGAAGAAGAAUGACGAGCGAGAUUGGAGCCCUCCAUCGGUGCCUGGACAGACACCCCAAAGGGGCAGCCUGCCCCCUCUGCCUCCCCAACACCAGGAAGAAGAGGAAGAGGAGGAGCCCCCUGUUCUUCCUCCACGGAGCCUGGACUUACAAGGUGACCCCAGAGAGCCUCCUCCUCUCCCACCUUCUGGCCACCAGGAACAGGAGCAGCCCAUCUAUACGGAAAGCAUUGAGGAUGGAGAUAAUUAUGAGGAGGUGGUUGAAAAUGUGGACUACGAGGAACCUCCUCCCUUAGUUGACGACAAAGGGGGGGAUUAUGAAGAAAUGCCGGACCACAAGCACACCUCCAAAGAUGAUGGUGCUGAGGUGGACCAGGACUAUGAGGAACUCUGCAGCGGCCAGCCUGGAGGAAUGACUUCUUCAGGUGUUGAAGAGCACAUAUAUGAUGUGAGUGAAGGAAGCCUCUCUGCUCUGGCCCUCUAUGACUAUCAAGGAGAGGGGGAUGAUGAGAUUUCCUUUGACCCUGGAGAUACCAUCACAUCCAUCGAGCGGGUGGAUGAAGGCUGGUGGCGUGGAUCUUGCCAUGGCAGAGUUGGCCUAUUCCCCGCUAACUAUGUGAAGCUCCUUCCUUGAAGUUCUGCCCUACGGUGGGCACCCACCCCUCGCUUCUCCAGUACCCUUACUUGCUGUGUGACACAACAGACCACAACCCUGCCCCGAGAUAGGGGAAGUGGAGAUGACCUGUCUCCUCUUGCAUGGAACAAUCAGAUGCUUCCCCUUCCUACAGCAAUUGUACAUCACCAGGAUCUGUCCUCAUAAUAUAACAGAUUAACAAAGUUGGAAGGGACCUUAUAGGUCAUCUAGACCAACUCCCCCCCGUCAAUCAGGAGACCCUGCACCAUUUCUGACAAAUGUCAGUCCAAUCUUUUAUUGGAAGUCUCACGUGAUGAAGCUCCCACAACUUCCGGAGACAACUUCUGUUCCACUUGUGGAUUCCUCUCACUGUCAGGAAAUUCCUCCUUAUUUUCAGAUUGCUUCUCUCCUUAUCAGUUUCCAUCCAUUAUUCCUUGUCUGGCCUUUGGGUGCCUUGGAAAAUAGCUUGACCCCCUCCUCUCUGUGGCAGCCCCUCAAAUAUUGGAAGAUGCUCUCAUGUCUCCCCUGGUCCUUCUCUUCACUAGACUAGCCAGGCCCAGUUCCUGCAACCGUUCUUCAUAUGUUUUAUUUUCCAGUCCCCUCAUCAUCCUGGUUCUCUGCACUUUUUCUAGAGUCUCAACAUCUUUUUUAUAGUCUGGUGACCAAAACUGGAUGCAGUACUCUAGGUGCAGUCUUACUAGGGCUUUAUAGAGUGGUAUUAGGACCUCACUUGAUCCUGAUUGUAUCCCUCUGUUAAUGUAAUUUAGGAUUGCAUUGGCUUUUUUGGCUGCCACUGCCCACUGCUGGCUCAUAUUUAGCAGAUUGUCCACUAAGACUCCGAGAUCCCUCUCACAGUCACUGCUAUUAAGCCUGGUGUCAGGGUUCCAAGGAACACCCCCAAUUUUCUUUCUUACUUCUUAAUUGCCACCUGGUUUCCCCCAGUUUAUAUGUAUGCUUUUGGUUUUUCUUACCUAAGUGUAAGACUUUAUUUUUCUCUACAUUGAAUUUCAUUUUGUUAAGAUAGGCCCUAGUGUUCAAGUCUGUCAAGAUCCAUCUGUAUCUUGAGCCUAUCUUCUAGCUAUUCCUGCCAGCUUAGUAUCAUCUGCAAAUUUUAGAGUUCCCCUUCUAUUCCCUCAUCUAAGUCAUUUAUGAAGAUAUUGAAGAGUCCCGGGCCUAAGACGGGACCCACUGCUUACUUCUCUCCAUGUAGACUUGGACCCAUUAAGGACUACUCGCCCUGCCUGUGGCAAACAGAGGAAGCGCCAUAUUAAACCAUAAGCGACAUCAAAAUUAUUUAAAUCCAAAGGUGUUUAAUUUCCCAGUUACAUGUCAAUGUAUGAGAUAACAUCCAAUCUGCAAAUUGAUAGCUACAAAAUGCAACGGCAUCUGGUGAUCUUACUGGUUAGCUCAAUUCUCAUUUGUUGGAAGGAAAAUCCAUCUGGUUUUGUCCCAAGCUGGGAGAAAGACGCUGGAAACAACGUGGAGACUCAUUGGAAAGGAAGUUUAUUGGUGAACAGAACCACACAGAGAGACAGUUCUGGGUCAGCUGAACAAUUAGCUAGAUGAGUGCCAGGAUUUUUAUACGGGUCCUGAAAUGCUGCUUGGUGUGUGUGUGUGUGUGUAUGUGUGUUGUGCAAUGUCUGAAAUUCCCUUAGCAAAUUGUGCAAUGUAGU